Ilex paraguariensis (yerba mate) is the source of this 1092-nucleotide messenger RNA. The record is from the annotation of a GenBank genome assembly. Lineage: Eukaryota; Viridiplantae; Streptophyta; Magnoliopsida; Aquifoliales; Aquifoliaceae.
AUGGAACAACAUUUGCUUCCCUAUAGCUAUGCAUGCGCUAGUAUUGUAUUGCUUAUAUGCAUUCGUCUCUGUUAUGAUCUGUUGCUGAAGCCUCAAAGGCUUCGAUUAAAGCUUCGAAGGCAAGGGAUUGAUGGUCCCAAACCUUCCUUUAUGAUGGGUAACAUUCCUGAAAUAAAGCACAUGAAAUCGAUGGUCAAGCUUUCGGAGUUUUCAAGCGAUAAAUGGGAACAAUCUCCACCACUCGACACUUCUUCCAUUCUCUUCCCACAUUUCAAUCAGUGGACUAAGCAAUAUGAUCCUUAUCUGGUGAAAGAAAUAAACCAAUGCAAGUCACUGGACUUGGGGAAGCCUGCGUAUCUACAGAAGGACAGGGGACCUUUAUUAGGCAAGGGCCUAAUUACCACCAACCGUGGAGUUUGGUCACAUCAGAGAAAAACCAUAGCCCCUCAGCUCUACAUGGACAAGGUUAAGGAUAUGUUGAAUAUAGUGGUGGAGUCUGCAAGCACAUUGGUGAAAUCAUGGGAGAGUGUGGUUGAAAGUGAGGGUGGUACUGCAGACAUAAAAGUGGAUGAUUAUGUGAGAGAAUUCACAUCUCAUGUAUUCUCCAGAAUUACGUUUGGGAGCAAUUAUUCUAUCGGGGCUGAAUUACUUCCGAAGUGUAGAGCACUUAUCAAGGCCUCAGAAUCACCCACCAUUCUCAAUGGGCUUCCUUUCUAUAGAUAUCUUCCAACCAAGAAAAAUAGAGAUUUGUGGAGACUAGAGAAAGAGGUUCACUCGAUGAUCAUUGAUACAACAAAGAAACUUAACGGAGCUGUGGCCGACGACAUGAUACAAGUACUCAUGGAUGGUGCCAAGCGUGGUGAACUUGGGCCAUCGACACCUGAAAAAUUUAUAGUUGAUAAUUGCAAGGAUCUUUACCUUGCUGCAUUUGAGGUCACUGCCAUUGCCACAAUAUGGAGUUUAAUGUUAUUGGCUUCACAUCCCGAAUGGCAAGCUCGUGUUCGUGCUGAAAUUCUGGAAGUUUGUGGGGGAAAUAUGCCGGAUGGUGAAAAGCUUGGCAAGAUGAAAGUGGUACGUGCCAGAACAACAUGA